AUGUCGUCUUAUUGCGCUUCAAAAUAUGCUCUCGAAUCAUUUUCUGAUUGUCUUCGUCGUGAAAUGCUUCCAUGGGGCUUACGUGUGAGCAUCAUCGAGCCAAGUUACAUGCGAACACCUAUCAUCGAAGGACAUGUGCAAAGAAUGCGCGACAUUUGGAGUGGACUCUCGGCCGACAUCAAAGAUCGAUGGGAUGAAGGAUUUCUCGAGGAUUUAAUGAAAAAGAGAUUGAACAAUGUAUUCAUUCGAUAUGCUGAAAAUCCCAUUAAAGUGGUUCAUGCAGUUCGACAUGCCGUUAGUAAUACAGUUCCGCAUAUUCGCUAUCGACCGGGUUGGCAAUCGAGUCUCUUAUUCUUCCCACUUUCCAUGGGUCCCGCUUGGCUGGCCGAUCUGUUCAUAGACAAAAGCAGGGGUCCAAGUGUUCUACCCGCCGGCGUACGCACACAAAUAAAGGAGUAA
This is a messenger RNA of Didymodactylos carnosus, 459 nucleotides long. NCBI's taxonomy places the organism in Eukaryota, Metazoa, Rotifera, Eurotatoria, Philodinida, Philodinidae. The record is from the annotation of a GenBank genome assembly.